AUGUCAGAUGAAACAGCUGCCCAACCUCCCCCAAACUCAGUGCCCAUGGAGGGUGAGGUGCCUAACAGUGAGAUAGAAUUACCUGUUCAUAGUCAAGAGCAAACCGAAGCUCAAGAAAGUGUACAAACGAAUGAUCAGUUACUUAUACCCUCUACUUCAGACCCAUCAACUCAAUCGGUUGAACUACCUCCUGUCCCUGUUAAUGAGCCCAAUCAUGAACCUUUUACUCAAUCGUCUUCCUAUGUAGAGAUAAAGCCCCCAGAGAUAACCCAUACUAAUACCAAUGUUGAACCUAGCAUUAAUAAUGAUAUAACUAGUGUUUCAUCAACCGUAAGCCAAGACACUACUCAAAUUGAGGUUACUGGAAAAGAGCCUUCAACCUUAGGUCAAGAGACAGUUCAAAAUGAAGUUACUGGGAAAGAGCCACGCAAAUGGCGCCAUCGUCGUUCACCUAAUGAUAAGAAUGACAAUAAAGCACCAUUUAAUUUACGCAGACUUUCUGAUGCUGAUUUUCAAGCUUUGCCUCCAGGGUCUCGUCUGUUCCUUGGGAAUUUGUCUACUCAUUCUACUUCUAAGAAAGAACUUUAUGACAUAUUCUCGCCAUAUGGGGAGAUUUUGCAAAUAUCUAUCAAAAAUAGUUUUGGUUUCAUUCAAUACGAUAAUCCAGACAGCGUGGUCAAAGCAAUUACUAAAGAAAACGGAAGAGUAUUGCAUGGAUUGAAAUUAGGACUUGAGAUUUCAUAUGGUAAACCAUGGCACCAUCCUCCGCAGGGUGAGGGACCCAAACAAGCACAUGCGCACAGGCCAGACAAACAUUGGGCUCAGAGAGGUUACAAAGAUGAAUGGUACGGAGGCGAGCGCGCCUUCUCCCCUCCACGUGGACACCAAAUGCCUCCGUAUACUGAUAGACGUUAUGAAGAAUAUGAGCACCGACCAAACGAAUAUCGGCGUACUUCGUAUGACGGCAGACCCGGUUAUGAAUACCAAGAACAUAGAGACUACCGCACACCUCCUGAUUACCGCGAAGAAUAUAAACCUGAACAUGAAUAUCGACCUCGCGACGAGCGCGCCGGGUAUCGGCGAGGCGCCUUUCGUGAAGAGCACCGCGAAGAGCGAUAUCGAGCGAAACCUUACAGAGUCCCUUCGCGUGAUUAUGUCGAUCGACGUCAAGGUCGAGAAUAUCCUCCAUAUCGAGGUCAUGCUCACGACGAGCCCGAUGAAGACUUCCCUCUACCAAGGCGUCAGGGUAAUGAGGUGCCCGAGUGUCAGAUUAUCGUGUUGGAAGAAAUUGAACGUAAUUUUAUAUGGCAAGUUGAAACUGCAUUCCGUGAAGCAGCCAUUACUGUUCACAUAUUACAUUUGUCAAGAAAGAAGCUCCCAAUACCGGCAGUAAUUCGUCAAAUGAUCGUUGAGGGUGUGCAUGCUGUCAUCUUCUUGGAACGUCAUCACGAAAUUACCGCACGCGUCAAUAUGCAGAUAUUUGACCAAUCGCGUGCUGCACGAGACAGCAAUGUAAAGUAUGACGAAUAUGAAAACAUUAGAAUUGAGGAAGCAGUCGGCCUUCUACUUCGUGCCCGGGCCAUGCAAAGACCCGGUGAUAUUCGACCUCCUGAUAAUCUGUUGCUUGGCCAGCCACCAAUGCAACCGCCCCAAACAAUGCCGCUCGGACCUCAACCGGGAGGAGCCAACCCCAACCCAAAUCUUUUGGGUAAUGUUAAUUUUGCUGCGCUGGCCAAUCUACUCGGGAGCCUUCAACAGCAGCAGCCGGGUGCAACUGGCCAACCAGUGCAACCAGUGCCAAUGAUACCGCCAAAUACCAUACAACCGCCAGGUUCUAUACAACCGACGCAGCCGACAGGAAUGUUGCCACAACAGCAACCACCUAAUAUUGAUGUUCAACAGCUUUUAAGACAGCUUGCUCCCCAGAAUCCGGCUGUAAACGUAAACAAUCAACCAUCAUUUAUUCCAGCUCCACAUCCCAUAGGAUCGAAUCUAGCAUCGAACCUGGGUCCACCACCCACACAUUUUAAUCCUCCAAUGGUGGGACAACCACCAAACGCUGUUCCUCCUAAUACAAUGCAACCCAGUAUGACAUUGUCCCAGCAGACGCAGCAUCCCACGUCAAAUAUUCCACAGUUUACAACUCAAAUCAAUCCACCUGCAAAUGUGACUGAUCUGAUGGCACAAUUGAAUCAGUAUAGCAAUCAGCAUUGA
Messenger RNA from Paraglomus occultum, 2214 nucleotides. Lineage: Eukaryota; Fungi; Glomeromycota; Glomeromycetes; Paraglomerales; Paraglomeraceae. The record is from the annotation of a GenBank genome assembly.